AUUCCAUGCUAGUUUCCAUUGUUGGAAUGGCACUGUACACGGGCUAUGUGUUCAUGCCUCAGCACAUCAUGGCAAUAUUGCACUAUUUUGAAAUUGUGCAGUGA
Molecule: messenger RNA, 104 nt
Organism: Pelecanus crispus (Dalmatian pelican)
Lineage: Eukaryota; Metazoa; Chordata; Aves; Pelecaniformes; Pelecanidae
Source: RefSeq, a predicted model, not a curated record